This is a messenger RNA of Asparagus officinalis (garden asparagus), 1093 nucleotides long. Its product is annotated as chaperone protein DnaJ-like. Gene Ontology annotation, cellular component: cytoplasm. The transcript is spliced from 8 exons. Bases 1 to 864 code for a protein of 287 amino acids. Gene Ontology annotation, biological process: protein refolding. NCBI's taxonomy places the organism in Eukaryota, Viridiplantae, Streptophyta, Magnoliopsida, Asparagales, Asparagaceae. The record is from RefSeq and is a predicted model, not a curated record.
AUGUCUAGCUCAUCUAGCUCUAGCGAUGAUGAAAUGAUAAAGACGUUCUUUCUUAUGGGAGCUGAUGUCGUUGAGGAAGAAGAACAAGAGAAAUGUUGUUUGCUGGUAAUGAUUGCAGACACUGGUUCAAUACAGAUUACAGACAGAUGCCCUGUUAUUCUUGUAUCUGUAUGUCCAACUUGUGUUGGUGAAGGUGAAAUCAUUUCCGAGUAUUGUCGGAAGUGUGCUGGUGAAGGGAGAAUUCGUGUCAAAAAAGAUAUUAAAGUGAAAAUACCUCCUGGUGUUAGUAAAGGGAGCACACUUCGUGUUCGGGGUGAAGGUGAUGCUGGACCUAAAGGGGGACCUCCAGGAGAUCUUUAUGUGUGCCUUGAGGUGGAAGAGAUACCAGAGAUACAAAGAGAUGGCAUCAAUUUACGUUCAACUGUUUCCAUAGACUACAUUGAAGCGAUCUUGGGUUCGGUUGUUAAGGUGAAGACAGUUGAUGGAUCUAGUGAACUUCAAAUACCACCUGGUACUCAACCUGGGGACGUGGUUGUUCUAGCAAAGCGAGGUGUCCCGAAACUAAACAAGCCAUCUAUACGUGGUGAUCAUUUGUUCACUAUUAAGGUCUCUAUACCAAAACGUAUCAGUGGAAAAGAACGUGAACUUCUUGAAGAACUUGCAUAUUUGAACGAUAAGUCAGUGACACGCGUACGUCCUCGUCACAACACCGAACCACAAAUUAAAAGAGCAGAAAGUCAAACGAACGUCGAGAAAGAAGAUCCUGAAAAGCCUAAGGAAGAAAAUGACUUGUGGAAGCAGCUAAAAGACUUGGCUGGGUCUGCUGCAAACGGAGUGCUGAAAUGGCUUAACGACAACCUUUGAUUCAAGAUUAAGAUUCUCGCAAUUUUUGAUCAUAUCAUUCUGUGCAAUUGGGCCAACAAUUCUUUUUUUUUUUUUUUUUUGAACUUUUCCCAUUCUUAUUGCAAUUAGGCCAGAUGCCUAAUUUCGUAGGGUGUUUCUUUAUAUGCUCUUGUAAAAUUAGUUAUACAUAAAAGCAGUGUGUAUGUGCUUUGGCAGAGGAAAUUAAAAAAAAAUCAAAAUUUUCAGGCUC